UACAAAAAGUAUUUAUUUAUCUCAACAUAAUGUGUAAGCACAUGCACCCACACAAAGUUUGGGAUGUGUCUGCAAACAAAGCAUGUCGAGGUUGUACUGAUUAGUCCCCUGGGAGCUGUGAACCUGAUCCUAGCGAUACGUGGGAGCUCUGUGAUGCUCAGGUACUUCCUGGGGGUAUUGCAUGCAUCGUUAACGAAAUCGAAUGAAAAAAGCACCAAUGCCGUCAAUUUUGUCAGGUGACGAACGGAUGCCCCCCCCCCCCCCCCCCUUGUUAUAUAGCGUGUGUUAGGGGGAGGGGCAGAGAUCAAGGAGCAGCACCCAAGGUUGAUCAGCAGGGUAGGCCCACUGAUGCGUAGCGAGGCGGGACCGGGAAUCGAACACUGACGUUCAACAGUGAAGGUCAUCGACAUGGCGUGUGUGUUGCGUGCCAUCGAUUAUACUUAGUUUUACCUAACCCUUAGGUGAAACCCUUUUAGUUUGUCUUUUUUUAUUCUGGGAAAAAGCUCUGAAUUAACAAACCAAAACAUGUCGGAGGCGGAGGUAGAGCUGGUGGGGAUGGGGCUGCGCACAGACGCGUCUCCCAUUCAGACCACCUUCUACAUCCUCCUGGUGCUGUUCGGCAUCGUGGGGAACACCACGGUGAUCGGAGUCAUCGGCCACAGCGUGCUGAUGAACCCCGGCGUGGGCCGGAACUCGGACAUCAUCAUCAUCAACAUGGCGGUGUCCAACCUGAUGGUGUCUGUGUUGAGGAACGCUCUGCUCGUUAUCUCAGACAUUGGAAUCGCGCUAUACUCGUCCAAAGAAUGUUGUCAGUUUCUCAUGGGGGUGUGGGUGUGGCUGCGGUCUGUCAACGUGUGGUCCACGCUGUUGCUGAGUGCCUUCCACUUCCACACCUUAAGAAGAGUGGCCCCUCCACUGGGGAACCUGCAUGGGCCCCGGGGACUGCCCAAACUCCUCCUCCUCGGUCUGGGCCUCAUCUGGGUCCUCAAUUUCCUCUACUCCAUCCCUGCCCACGUUUUCUCCAUCAACGGCAACCAGAACAGCACUGAGACCUUGAUGCUAGUGAGCAGCACCACGCGGCCGCUGUUAGGCUGCAUCUGGAACUUCCCCCUGAAGAACGGCCUGCUGUACGCCACCAUCUCCAUGGUCAUCCACGAGACGCUGCCCAUCGUGCUGAUGGCCUUCACCAACGCCGGCUCCCUGUACAGCCUGUACGCCCACAGCAAGAUGCGCAGCAUGGUCAAGGACGUGCACGUCAUCAAGAAGGUUCCAGCGGAGCGCCGGGCAGCCAAGGUUAUUCUGGCACUCAUUAUGCUCUUCAUCGCCUCCUGGGGAACCAGCAUAAUUUCUGUCAACUACUUCAACUACAACCGCGGUCAGUCGGCCGAGUUCCUCCUGGUCAUUGCACGCUUUGCCAACAUUUUCUUCAUCGCCAUGUCGCCCAUUAUUCUGUCUAUUGGUCACCGCCGCUUGCGUUCGUUUUUUAGAAGUCUCGUAUGACCUGACGGCAGAGCCCAUGCCUACAGCGCCGUUUCAAGUACAGUCUCAAACAUUCAUUAUGUUUUGAAAAUGUUUGUUUUUAGGAUUUUUUUUUUCAAGGCCGAAGGUAUUUAGGAUUUAGUUUCCAUAAUAUUCCUUUGUCAUCUUUUGUGUUAGUUAUCUGUGCAAGGUAAUUAUACCCCAUAUUUAAAUAAAAACAUGUUGAGAUUAAA
Gadus macrocephalus (Pacific cod) is the source of this 1712-nucleotide messenger RNA. RefSeq names its product olfactory receptor class A-like protein 4. Bases 526 to 1500 code for a protein of 324 amino acids. Gene Ontology annotation, biological process: G protein-coupled receptor signaling pathway. Gene Ontology annotation, molecular function: pheromone receptor activity. NCBI's taxonomy places the organism in Eukaryota, Metazoa, Chordata, Actinopteri, Gadiformes, Gadidae. Gene Ontology annotation, cellular component: membrane. The record is from RefSeq and is a predicted model, not a curated record. The transcript is spliced from 4 exons.